Molecule: messenger RNA, 2535 nt
Organism: Oxyura jamaicensis (ruddy duck)
Lineage: Eukaryota; Metazoa; Chordata; Aves; Anseriformes; Anatidae
Product: zinc finger protein 131-like
Exons: 1
Coding region: 211-1011 (266 amino acids)
Biological process (GO): regulation of transcription by RNA polymerase II
Cellular component (GO): nucleus
Molecular function (GO): DNA-binding transcription factor activity, RNA polymerase II-specific; sequence-specific DNA binding
Source: RefSeq, a predicted model, not a curated record
AGCCUCUAUGGAGAAAAUUAACUCCAUCCCAGCCAAAGUCAUGAUCCAGCACUUUAAAACACUUCAGUAACCUUAUGUAAAAGGCUCUACAGCUUUAACCUUGCUAUUUUACAGCUCUAAGGAGUAUCAGUUAAGGACAGAUUAGCUUCUGAAAUGCACACGGGUUAUGUGGUCAUUCAUUAUUCAGUUUCUUUGAGAAAUACCUAGAAAAUGCAGAAGCUCAGUAUCAGGCAGGAAUUAUUACGUAAGUGCUUGUGGAUCUUAACCAUAAUUAUGCAAAUGCUUUACAGGAACAAAGAAAAUUCAUCACCCUUAGAAUCAAAUCAAAUACAAGGUAAAGAUAAACUGAAAAAGAGGAAGAUAGCUGAAACCUCUAAUGUUAUAACAGAAACGCUGCCAUCUGCAGAAUCGGAGCCUAUUGAAAUUGAGGUUGAGAUUGCUGAAGGGACGAUUGAAAUGGAAGAUGAUAGCAUCGAGACGCUUGAAGAAGUAGCUUCUGCAGAGCAAUCCAUAAAGUACGUACAGACAACGGGUACAUCAGAUGAAUCUGCUUUGGCUCUUUUAGCAGAUAUUACCAGCAAGUAUCGUCAGGGAGAACGAAAAUGCCAGAUCCAAGAAGAAGGUGACAGUGCAACCUUAUGCAAACAGGUAGAAGGUAUUGAAAUUGUGGAACUUCAGCUAUCACACAUGAACAAUUUAUUCCAUUGUGAGAAAUGUAACCGUUCAUUUAAAUUGUUUUACCAUUUUAAGGAACACAUGAAAACACACUCUACUGAGAGUUACAAGUGUGACAUAUGCAAUAAAAGGUACCUACGAGAGAGUGCUUUGAAACAGCACCUCACCUGUUACCACGUUGUUGAAGGUGGUGCCAGCAAGAAGCAAAGACCUGGCAAAAAAAUACAUAUAUGCCAGUACUGUGCAAAACAGUUUGACCACUUUGGACAUUUUAAAGAGCACCUCCGGAAGCACACAGGUAAGAGUACUACUAUAGGUACAUACAUGUGGCUUUGACUCUAGCACUUUGGAUUUCUGCAUGUUUUGGGGAAGUAGAGAAUAUGCUGAAGAGAACACUCAAGUCCCAAGUGCUAGAAAUGAAAUACUUGGCUUCUAGUUACAACUAAAGUCAUAAAAUCUUGUUGUUGAUUCUAUGCUGAUUUCCCAUUGAUAUAAACUGUGAGGAAUCGAGUUUUUUUUUAAGUGGUUAAAAAUAGGCACCUAAAACCAGAAAAUCCUAAUGAAGCUUCUCUCAAGUGUGUUAAACUUUUUUCUAAAAAAAAAUACUUCGUAAGGCAUGUUUACUUCUUCAGAAGUGGCAAACUGAGUAGCUACUUUUAUUUUCACAACUGUGAUUUUGUUAGGGUGAAAUACCACCCCAUCCUUGCUCUUGACAUCUCAUCUCAUUAUUUGAUUUUGUUUGUUAACUAACACAGCAAAGUAUUUCUGUUGACUAUAGUAGACUUUUGUUAUCCGGUUUUCAUAAAGGCAGAUUUUACAGUAGCAUCUUCUGAGUACAAAAUUGCUCGUGCUCCUUUCUUAUAAUAUGGGAGGUUAACAUGCUACUUCAUCUCAUUGAAAAGUCUUUACUGUCUGUACAGAUACUGAGUGUUAUCUAUAUAACUCUUUGAAUGUAAAAUAUAUGGUCCUGAUCCUUCCAUAUGCUUUUGUUUAAUGUUGGUCAUGAGUCAUCAGUAAGAAUUUAAUGGAGGGUAGCAGCCCUCUUCUUUCUCAGCUUGUUGUUGUUAAAGUCUUUUAUUUGAAUUUCUUUGCAUCUGUGUAUGGGACUCCUGAUUAUUGAUACAUGACACUGUAUCCAGUCUAAUCCUAGUAGCCCCUUAAAAGUUGCAUUUGUAAAAAGUCUUUGGCAAAUCCUUAUUCCUUAUAAAGUAGGAAGUGUUUCUUCAGUGUAGCUAAGCCAACUACGAGCUAUGUAAUGAAAAUAUUUUCAGAGAAAAAUUUAUGGCAGAUUAACAGAGUAAACCAAAUAUCACCAUAUGGUGGUGGUUGUUUGUUGUGACAAAGAACUUUGGGGGCCAAGCAACUUAGCAUAUCACAGACGAUGCAUAGUACUUUAUCAAUAUUUAUUGAUACAAGUAUAACACAUGGAAUGUCAUUACUUUUGAUUUAGCAUUUUGAAAGCCUUAAGCUUAAAAUCAGACCUGAUACUACCAUUUCACUGUGGUCUCCUGAGAUCAGUGGAAAAACUCCCGUUGAGCCCAAAGGCUUUCUAAACUCUGAUUUCUGUAUAGCAUUGGUUGAAUACUAAAAUGAAAAAUGAAGAGUCCAAGAAGAAAGCUUCCUACAAACUAUCUCAUCCUAUUGCUGUUUAAUCACAACACCAGCAAUAACAUUCAAGUAGCAAGUGCAGAAGAAAUAGACACCUUAUUAAUUUUGGUAAUUCUUUUUGAUGUAGGAAUUUGAUAUCAGCAAAAGCUGUUCUCUUGUUUCAAUAAAAUAAAUUAGGAAGGGUAACCUUGGAGCUUCUUUCUCGCACACUUAUACAGUGCCUUAAGAAUCCUCUGAAUCUCUUAAACUUAA